GGUGACGGGGCGCACGGCGCAAUGAGGGGAAACGAGGGCCCAAUUCCACAGCACCGUCGAUAAUAGCAGAGCAGACUCCCCACACAGGCCGCAGGUGGAAGGGAAUUCCAGUCCCGUUCUUCUUCCAGGAGGACUCUGCGGAGGCGUUCCACGAGAUGGAGACGAAGGAGGAUGACGUGUUUCUGUGCUCGCUGCCCAAGGGCGGGACAACGUGGGUCAAUUCCAUAUUACACAGCUUGCUGUACGGCUUCGAUGCCGCGGGUCAGAAGCAGGAGGAGGCUGAGGCGCGGCCAGGUGCGAAAGUUCAAGCGUACCCGGAGGCCACCCCGAUCGAGAUCGGCGCACUCGGCAACGCUGGCACCACAGCGUCGCAAGAGGAGAUGCGCAAGACGAUGUUCGGUGAUUUCACGCUGUCCACGCUGCUAGGGCAGAGCUCACCGCGGCUGUUUUCGACUCACCUAUAUGGACACAAGUACUUGCCAGGCAAACUCGUGCAAAAAGACGGCAGAGGCCGCCUUGUCGUCGUCGUCCGAAACCUCAAGGAUGUCAUGUGUUCCCUCCACUUCUUCCGUGGUGAGCCGAAAGAUGGUUGGCUUGGCAACGAGCAUGGGAAGGGAACAUUUCGGCGCUUCCUUGAUAUGGAGACGCCGAACGCCUACGGGAAUCAGUGGGACUGGCUCCGGGACACCGAGAAGGUUAUUCAGGCCAUGAUGCCCGAGAAGCGAGUCAUAGUUGUGUACUUUGAGGCAUUGAAGCUACGGUUGAGGGCAGAAGUGCAGAGACUGGCGAGCUUCUUGAACAUCCCUUGUCCCCAAGUGAAGCUAGACGCUGUCUGCGCCGCCGUAAGCUUCGGAUCAAUGAAAGAACGAAAAUCGGUUGGCUCGAUGCUGCUUCGGAAGGGCGACAUCGGUGAUUGGAAGAAUCAUUUGUCGCCGGCACUCUGGGAUGAGUUCGACGCGGUUUUCAACCGCGAAGUCGGCAAUUCCCUCCAGCUAGUCCAGCCGAUGUACGUUUUCCAGAAGUCCGACGACAGGCAAGGUCUUCCGCCUAGGCGUGCAGAUGCGGAAUCACGGAUCGUGACUGGCGGGGAGGACCCGCGAGUAGUUUUAGGAACGUUUGACCGGGCGAAGCUUGAGUGCGGCAUGCUUUGCCCCGACACUAUGAUCACAAACUCUCCAGGAACAUGGAUCCGUCCCUCCAGCGAGGUGACGGACUUCGUCCACCCGCCGGGAGCGACGGACGUGAAGUAUGUGGCUGAGAGCGAUCGAUAUCACCUGUUUUUAUCGGCCGUGUGUCCUUGGGCCAGUGGUAUUCGCGCCGUGCGCAAACUUGCUGGCCUUGAGCAUGUCAUCUCCAUGGACGUCGCGGAUGGACAGAGCAGUCAGGGGUGGGUGUUCUUGUCCGGCUCGGCGUGCGCGGACUUCGACCGGGAGCCCUUCUGGUUGCACGAGGUGUACACGGCGCACGACACGGAGUACACAGGUCGUCUCACCGUGCCUGUCUUGUGGGACAAAAAGACUUCCCAGAUCGUCACCAACGACUCCUGGAGCAUCCUCAAGAUCUUGGGCUCCAGCUUCGCCGGCCUCGGGAGCCCUCUCGCGGGUCUUCCCCUCGACCUCGCCCCCUCGGCGGAGGUGGACGAGCUGCAGAAGGACAUCUACGAUGGCCUGCUGAACGGCGUGUACAAGUGCGGCAUCAACCUCAUGCGGGGGAACGCGAGUGGAGCCCAGGGCGCUGCACGCGGCGUAUACGACAUGCUGGCCGCCCUCGAGGACCGCCUCGCCAACCGCGGGCCCUUCCUCCUGGGCGACAGGCUCACGCUGGUCGACGUGCGCCUGCUCAUGUGCCUGCUGCGAUACGACAUCGCUUACCGGGACGGGUUCGGACUGGGAUCGGGGGAUCGAGGGCCGGUCAUCCCCUCCCGGAGAAGGGCGACGACUGUCAUCCUGACGGCGCUGGAGGGCCUGGCGGGCUACAGCGGGAGCAACAACAAUGGGAACGAUGAAGCGCGCAGCGGGUAUCCCGCGUUGGCCGCCUACUUGCGGCGGGGAGUGAAGAUGUUCCGAACCGAAAUUGAAUUUUCGGCCUGCACUCAUUAUUAUCGCUGGGCUGUAGGGCUGCCCCAGGCCUGCGUCUUCCCAACCGAUAUGCAGGCGUUCGUCGAGGCAGUUGACGCCUCGUAGAGUAUGCGUAUGGUGGGCUACUGUGCAGUUUGUUUGUGCAUGCAUUGCGCACACAGACACAGACACAGACACAGACACACACAC
Molecule: messenger RNA, 2267 nt
Organism: Prorocentrum cordatum
Lineage: Eukaryota; Dinophyceae; Prorocentrales; Prorocentraceae
Source: the annotation of a GenBank genome assembly